Molecule: messenger RNA, 2730 nt
Organism: Paracoccidioides brasiliensis Pb18
Product: N-acetyl-gamma-glutamyl-phosphate reductase
Exons: 3
Coding region: 1-2730 (909 amino acids)
Biological process (GO): L-arginine biosynthetic process
Cellular component (GO): mitochondrion; mitochondrial matrix; cytoplasm
Molecular function (GO): arginine binding; NADP+ binding; N-acetyl-gamma-glutamyl-phosphate reductase (NADP+) activity
Source: RefSeq, a predicted model, not a curated record
AUGUUCGUCAACAAGAUGAUAUCACUCCGGCUCGGUGCGUCGGGAACUCUGGCACACACCUUCAUUUUCCGGUCUGCUAGACAACUCCUAUCCUCAGCGACCACCAGACGACUCACCCCCGCAUGUCUAGGUGUUGCGUCAGCCUGGUCCCCGGUAUCCUUCUCUCAACUUGAAAGACGCCAUUACUCUCCUCAACCACCUCCGCACCUCUCUACCCGCUCCACUGUCGUCCAGCUGUUGAGCAACAUUGGCUCCAAGAGGGAGGUCCAACAGUACCUCUCACACUUCACCUCCGUCUCCUCGCAGCAGUUUGCCGUCAUCAAGGUUGGCGGGGCUAUUAUUACAGAGCAUUUGCAGACCUUAUCCUCUGCUCUUGCAUUCCUCAACCAUGUCGGUCUCUAUCCGAUUGUUGUCCACGGCGCUGGGCCGCAGUUGAAUAAGAUGCUUGAAGCUGCCGGUGUGGAACCUCAAUUUGAAGAUGGGAUCAGAGUUACGGAUGGAAAGACUCUGGCGCUUGCAAGGUCGCUGUUCCUGGAGGAGAAUCUGAAGUUGGUAGAGGAGCUGGAGAGUCUGGGUGUAAGGGCUAGGCCAAUUACGACGGGUGUGUUUUCGGCGGACUACCUUGACAAGAAAAAGUAUAACCUGGUUGGCAAGAUUAAUGGCGUCAACAAGGCUCCCAUUGAAGCUGCGAUUAGUGCCGGAUGUCUUCCCAUCCUGACCUCUAUGGCUGAGACGCCCGAGGGUCAAAUUCUGAACGUCAACGCUGAUGUGGCUGCCGGUGAGCUUGCGAGGGCGUUGCAGCCGUUGAAGAUUGUCUACCUGGCGGAGAAGGGAGGGCUGUUUAAUGGUGAUACGGGGGAGAAGAUAUCUGCCAUUAACCUGGACGAGGAAUAUGACCAUUUAAUGAAGCAGUGGUGGGUGCGUCAUGGCACCAGACUAAAAAUUAAGGAAAUGAAGGAGUUGCUUACGGACCUUCCUCGAACGUCCAGCGUGGCUAUCAUCCACCCUGCGGAUCUACAGAAGGAAUUAUUUACGGAUACGGGAGCGGGAACUUUGAUCCGAAGGGGCAAUAAGGUUCAUAUCAAAUCUUCGCUUGAUGAAUUUGAAGAUAUUGAGCUGCUAAAGAACGCCCUCGUCCGGGACCGUGAGGGGCUUGAUGCGAAAGCGACUGUUGACAGAUACGUUGAGGCAUUGAAGAACCGCCCCUUCAAGGCCUACUUGGACGAGCCUAUGGAGGCUCUUGCCGUGGUUUUGCCUCCCCAAGAUGGAUCGUCGAUUGCUCAACUGACGACCCUUAGCAUUACCAAAGCGGGAUGGCUGAGGCAAGUUGCAGACAAUGUCUUUGCCAGCAUGCAGAAAGACUUUCCCAAGCUCGUCUGGACAGUUAAUGAGGAGGACGAAAAUCUGACGUGGUUCUUUGACAAAGCCCAAGGUAGCUUGAGCCGGGACGGUCGAGUCCUCUUCUGGAGUGGCCUUGAAAGCGGUGACGAAAUCAAGGAUCUCAUCGUUGAAUUCAGCAAGCAUGGAACCGACAUGCUUGGAGGGAAUGCCUUGGAGUCGGAGUUUCAGCGUACCGAACUGGCUGCUUCGAGCACUGCUGGUACCCCUGGCUCUGGAGUCCAGCAAAAGCGAACCUUUUCAACCUCCGCAACCUCUAGUAUUCCCAGUGCCCAAAGACGUCGCCAAUUUGGCGGGGGAAACUACCAGUCUUCUCGAUCAUACACCACCACCAACCCAAACCCCCCUUUUGGUGACAAGAACGUUUCCAACAGCAAACCUUCCAACGUAGCCCUGAUUGGAGCACGUGGAUAUACCGGACAAGCUCUCGUCAGUCUUAUGAACAAGCACCCACAUAUGGAUCUUCGUCACGUAUCUUCCCGCGAACUUGCCGGCCAAAAAUUACAAGGCUACAGCAAAAGGGAAAUCAUCUACGAGAACCUCAGCGCCGAUGACGUUCGCCGCAUGGCUGAGAAUGGCGACGUAGAUUGCUGGGUUAUGGCUCUACCCAAUGGCGUUUGCAAGCCCUUCGUCGAUGCUAUCGACCAAGUCGAUCAGGAACAAGCCGUUAUCGUCGACCUUAGUGCGGACUAUCGAUUCGACGAUAAGUGGACCUACGGUCUACCUGAGCUGGUCAGCCGUGCCUCCAUCGCUAAAGCCCUUCGCAUUUCCAACCCUGGCUGCUACGCCACUGCUGCCCAAGUAGGAAUCGCACCACUCGUUCCGUAUCUUGAUGGACGACCUACCGUAUUUGGUGUUUCAGGGUACUCGGGAGCCGGAACGAAGCCAAGCCCAAAAAACGAUGUCAAACACCUUACCAACAAUCUCAUACCGUAUAGCUUGACGGAUCAUAUUCAUGAAAGGGAGAUUAGUACACAGCUUGGCGUAGAGGUUGCAUUCAUCCCGCAUGUGGCAUCUUGGUUCCAAGGGAUCCAUCACACGAUCAACAUUCCUUUGAAGGAGAUGAUGUCGUCCCGUGAUAUCCGCAACUUGUAUCAGGAUAGAUAUGCUGGUGAGAAGCUUGUCAAAGUCGUUGGCGAAGCUCCGCUCGUCAAGAAUAUUGCUGGUCGUCACGGGGUUGAGGUUGGAGGUUUUGCAGUCCACUCCGGAGGGAAGAGAGUGGUUGUCUGCGCCACCAUUGAUAAUCUACUCAAGGGGGCAGCGACUCAAUGUCUUCAAAAUAUGAAUCUCGCUCUUGGAUAUUCGGAAUACGAAGGCAUCCCAUUGGAGUAA